AUGUCUUUAAGUACAAACACAGAAAUAACCCAAGCCGCAACAAUCGCCGCCCUAACAAGCGAAAUAAUAAUCCACCCAAUGGACACAAUAAUAACGCGAAUGCAAUCUCCGGUCUAUACAACAAUCUACAAACACAGCAAUGGGUCCCUCAACCGAACUAUCUUCCACGGCCUCUACCAAGGCUUUGGACCAACUCUUCUAGCGGGCACAUUAUCCUCAGCAGCAUUCUUCACCACAUACGAAGCCUCAAAGAAAGCUUUUGAGAAUGCCCAGUCAGCUGGAUACAUGCUUGGUGUGCCUCGAUCUGUCUUCCACGUUGCUAGUAGUGCCCUAGCUGAACUCAUUGCCUGUGCAAUUCUAAACCCAGCCGAGGUAUUGAAGCAGAAUGCUCAGGUUGUUCAGAGACCCCCAUCAACUUCUGUUUCCGGGAUAUCUACAUCUCCAACCGCUGAAAUACUAAAACAAUUCCAGAGACAGCCGUCAAAACUCUGGACCGGCUACACCGCCCUAGUGGCGAGCCAACUGCCGAGUAUAUGCCUGACAUUCUGUCUGUAUGAGAUGAUAAAAGAGACAUUACUCGAGCGAUGGAACUAUCAAAAAGAGAACAAUGAUCCAGCGAAGCAAUUACAAGCCACUGUUCUGAGCGCGGGCAUCGCAGGCGGUUGUGCAUCUUGGUUCUUUGUUCCCAUCGACGUGGUCAAGACGAGGAUGAGACUAGCUAUCGGGGAACAUGGACAUGGACAGACACGGGUGCCUAAGCUCGGCAUUGACGGGAUAAGGACCAGCUUGCAGACUCGAACUGGGGCGUUCGCUGUUGCUAGGGAUGUGCUUUGUAAAGAGGGGAUUGCUGGGUUGUUUCGGGGGUCUGGGUUGACUUUUGUGACUGCUGUUGUUGGGAGUGCGCUUUACAUUGGGUGUUAUGAGGGGUGUAAGGUGUAUUUGUAUACUUGA
Molecule: messenger RNA, 951 nt
Organism: Penicillium antarcticum
Lineage: Eukaryota; Fungi; Ascomycota; Eurotiomycetes; Eurotiales; Aspergillaceae
Product: putative mitochondrial carrier protein (Pet8)
Exons: 2
Coding region: 1-951 (316 amino acids)
Cellular component (GO): mitochondrial inner membrane
Molecular function (GO): S-adenosyl-L-methionine transmembrane transporter activity
Source: RefSeq, a predicted model, not a curated record